Molecule: messenger RNA, 3779 nt
Organism: Cylas formicarius (sweet potato weevil)
Lineage: Eukaryota; Metazoa; Arthropoda; Insecta; Coleoptera; Brentidae
Gene: dac
Product: dachshund homolog 2
Exons: 11
Coding region: 232-2508 (758 amino acids)
Source: RefSeq, a predicted model, not a curated record
GCAGGUUGCGUUCAGUGCGCAGGCAUCGGAGGCUGUUUCUCACCCCGCCUCGCGCGUUGAAUUUCGAUAGACAGACAAACAAACGUCGUGGGUGAUAGCCCCCAUUCUCCGAUUGUCGGUACGUUUCUGCAGAUGGACUUUGUAUUUCAUUCCGCGUUGUGAAUAUUGUGUAUAGGGUCGUACUGCGCGGAUAGCUUUCGCGUAUCGCGUGAACGAUUGUGGCGAUUUCCGAUGAUGAUGAUGGACAGUACCGGUGUGGAUUCUGCGAGUGAGCAUAGUAGCCACGCUUCUUCGGGUUCGCCAGCGGUCGCAGUUAAACCGUCGCCGUCGCCUCCCAGCAACAAUAAUAUUCCGACUAGUCAUUCUCAUCAGGUGCACAGCCCCAGGCAAGCAUCCCCUUUGGGACCGCCGAUGUCGAUGGCACAUCCCUUAAGUCCUCCGCCAGUUUCGAGCGCAUCUCUGGCUAGGAGUAUGGCUUUGGGGCACCUGCCGCCCCCAGGUUUAGGCUUGCUGAACUCUUUGGGGGUUUUGCAUAGUCCAUUGGACUUGAUGGCCCACCACGCUCCUCCGCGUUCUUAUAAUUCGCCACCGCCGAUAUCAACGUCCGAUCCCACAGCUAACGAGUGCAAAUUAGUGGACUAUCGCGGUCAAAAGGUUGCCGCUUUCAUCAUAGCGGGCGACACGAUGCUCUGCCUUCCGCAGGCUUUCGAGUUGUUCUUGAAACACUUGGUCGGCGGCCUGCACACGGUUUAUACCAAACUGAAAAGGCUCGAUAUCGUUCCCUUGGUCUGCAACGUCGAGCAAGUUCGAAUCCUCCGAGGGUUGGGCGCCAUACAGCCCGGCGUCAACAGAUGCAAACUGCUCUCAUGUAAAGACUUCGACACAUUGUACAAAGACUGUACUACAGCCAGUUCCAGGCCCGGCCGACCCCCGAAGAGGGCGCCAGUGGGACUUAGUCUCGCCGCGUCUCACCUGCAGCAUCAGCAACUUAAGAAACCAAGAAUGGAUAACGGAGACUAUCCCUACGAAAACGGACACAUGGGUGAUAUGUCUCGGCUAGAGAAAUCUCCGCUUCUAGCCAAUGGCUACAACCACCCACCUCACUUAAGUCACAUGCAGUUUAUGCAACUACCACAUCCUGCGGCUGCACACUCGGCGCUACUGUCGCCUGCGAUGCCACACAAUCUUAGCAGGCACGACGGUUCGAUCAUUAAAAAUCAGGGCAUGCCCACCAUGGAGGCUAUUGCAAGGUCCGGCAUUUGGGAAAACUGUCGAGCAGCUUACGAGGACAUCGUGAAACACUUGGAAAGGUUAAGGGAAGAACGUUGCGAUCCCGAUAGACCUUUACCCCUAGAUCAAAAGCCGAGGACGCUUAGUAGUCCAAGGAACGGCUCACCAACUGAUCACAGUCCCGUGCUGAAUCUGUCGAAGAGCGGCGGAGGCAGCGCGGGAUCUCUGGGCGAUAACGAUCAUUCCGGUAGCGAAGCGGAUGGCCCAGACGUGCCUCCUUCCCCCAGGUCGCCAAGGUCGGCCGCCGACGACGACGAAGACGAUAACAUAUCGGACGUCGAGGACGACGAUGACAAGGAUCAAGAUAUGGACGAAGGCGAUUUACCUUUACCUUCAGUGCCCUGCAGCGACCCCCAACAAACCGCCCUAAACUACUCGACGUUGGCAAACGCGGUUGCAAAUGUUAACGGUCCAGUGGCGGACUCUGGCGGCAUCUCGUCAACGGAAACCUUACUGAGAAAUAUACAGGGUCUCUUGAAAGUCGCUGCAGACAACGCUCGCCAGCAAGAGAGACAGAUCAAUUACGAAAAAGCCGAGCUGAAAAUGGACGUACUACGGGAAAGAGACGAAAAGGGCAAUUUGGAAAGACAACUGCAACAAGAACAAAAAAUUCGGAGCAUCCUUCAAAAAAGACUAAGAAGGGAGAAAAGAACACGAAAAAAAUUGGAAGAUCAAUUAGAUCUUGAAAUUAAUCGUAGGACACAGUUGGAAGAGGCUUUAAAAUCUAAUGGUGCUGGAGAACAAAUCAAUUUAAUAAACGAAAAACUUGCUCAAAUCGAACACCAACAACUUCAUCAGCAAAAGCUUUCUUCCUCGUUGACUCAGCACCAACCUCAGUCGACAUCAUCGCAAUCUCAGACUCCUUCUAUGAGUAGAUUGAUUCCACCCACGUCUCAGCAACAAGACAUGAUGCCGGAGCGUCAAGAGAGAAUUAAACAGGAGAUCGAAGAACCUCCACAGCAGUUUAUGCCUUCCAGAGACAUGCGAGAGCAACCUCCACCCCAGCCUCCAGAGAAUAAACCGUGGGGUUACAGUGGCAUCGAUAUCAUGAAUACUGGGGCUGCCUUCUGGCAAAACUAUUCCGAAUCAUUAGCGCAAGAACUGGAGAUGGAGCGCAAAUCUAGGCAGCAGCAUGCCGAGAGGGAGGUGAAGUCACCCCUUCAAGACCGCACGGGUUACUAUAAAAAUCCUGUGAUGUUUACGAGUAGCGCAACCUAAUCCUUUACUGCAUGUAAAUAGAGCAAAAAGGAAAUCAACAUUCCCAAUUUACGAAUGUUACGAUCAAUAAUGUGAAAAAUGUAAUUAGUUGCUAAGGCUUCAUUAUCUGGUAUAAAUCAAGCAAGUGCAUUGCCAGCGGUAAAAUAAAAAGAAAACAAUGGAUUCUUUGGAUGAUACUGUUAAGUCUGCUCGAAUUGAAGUUGAAGUUGUUUGCUUUUGGACUCUAACGCGGUGAAAUUUCCUAAAUUUGUUAUACAUUUAGUAUACAUUCUAGUAAUCGUGUAAUCUGUAAAUAGUUACUACACAAUGUAUAAGUUAUGUUUACUAAGACUGAUUUUUGGGCAUAAUAGAUAAUUUACUAUUUCCGAAAUUAUUACUUAAGUAGUGAAUUAUAAAAAUAUUAAAUUAUUCGAUUAACUUGUUAACAAACAGGCGUUGAGCGAAUGUCUGCUGCAAAUGUUUACGUCUUUAACUGUCUUUGCGUUUGUUUAUAUGCUAUUAAUUUGACUGUGCUUAAAAAGAAAUCUUUGAUCAUUUUUUUAGUCGGUUAGAAAUUUGCUGUUACCGGAAGCAAAAUCGUUCAGAAAAGGAAACAAAAAUUAUCUACGCGAAAUUGAAAAUGUCAGUGUAUGACGCCGACGCCUGCAUCAUUUUGACAAUCAACGUAGUAAUGGAGGAGUUAACCGUAGAUUUUACAUUACAUUUAGGUACAUACGUACUUAUAAUAAUGUUAAUCAAAAUCCUAAUACAGCGUUUUGGAUUACAUUAGUUCUGUACAGUUGAACACAAUUGCAAAUGCCCAAUUUUGCUUAGUUUAGGUUAUUUUCACUAUAAUUCUACAAAAUUUACAAAUUGUUUUUUGACUAAAAAGUAUGCUCGUUUUCUAUAGUUUCUGAUAAACAAUGAAUUUUGAACAUAAGUUUUUGUAAAAUUAAUAUUAAAUAGAAUUUUAUUACUUUUUGGAACAACAUCAAAACCAAGGUUCCCAUAAAAAAUAACCUAAUUAUCUAUAUGGUUAACGCCUCCUUUUUAGUAGCAUUGCAUACAGACAUAUUUAGUAUUUUAUUCAAUAUUGAAUAUAUCAACGGGAAGAUACCGUCAUUUCGUGCAAUAGAAACAGUUAUGGACAUUUUUGAUAACCCUCGUAUGCACAAAUUUACAGUAUACAUACUAAUAUAUAAUACACAUACGCCUAGUAGAAUUAUUUCAGUUUCCAAAAUAGACGUAGUUAGUCGGAUGUUCGCAAAAGUAAAUGUUAGGUUAUUUUUAAG